Drosophila serrata is the source of this 10853-nucleotide messenger RNA. It is a transcript of the gene faf, whose product is annotated as ubiquitin carboxyl-terminal hydrolase-like faf. The record is from RefSeq and is a predicted model, not a curated record. Gene Ontology annotation, biological process: protein deubiquitination; cell migration. Gene Ontology annotation, molecular function: cysteine-type deubiquitinase activity. Lineage: Eukaryota; Metazoa; Arthropoda; Insecta; Diptera; Drosophilidae. Gene Ontology annotation, cellular component: cytosol; nucleus.
CAUAUUUUUUUUUUUUGUUUUUUAACUUAAUUUGUAUUUACUAUUCCAUUCUGCGGAACCAGUUCGAUUGCAUCCCCAUCCUUACUGGGUUUGACAACACUGGCAAAAAGUAGAGUUGCAAAAAAUCGAUGUUCACAGUCGAAAGCACCAAAUGGACCACAAGAACCAGUUCAGUUCAAAACUAGUUCGCCUGAACUGCAGAACCCUAGGAAAUAAUUUAAUUUAAUAAUUUUAACUAUAAUUGCCACAGCAAACAAGCAGCAAAUAAAAUACAAACAAGCAGGCCGUAUAAGGCCGAAAGUCACAGUCUGCUGCAUGGUCGCGAAAAAUCGGAAAGAACCAACGCAGACGCCAUUUUGUCUAUAUUGGCCGGCCCAGAAACGAAAAAUUCGCAAAAUAAUAGUUUUCGGUUUAGUUUACAGUGCGAAGUAGUGGCAGAUUUCUCUGCUGUCUGUUUUGCUUCAGCAGCUUCAGCAGGAAGAGAUCAUUUUCGGGGAAAUAGUUGGAAAUGUUUAUAGAUUUUUGCAAACUGUGGCCGCUCACCAGGAGUAUGUAAACGCAACGCAGCGCGCCGUUCUUAUUGGAAAAAGGACAAUAAGCUAGUGAGUUCCAGACGCAGAGAUUCAAGGAGAUAGACAAAAAGAGAGAGAGAGAGCCGGGAGUCGCCGACCAACAGUGCCUCAAAAACCACAACAGCAACAACAACUGGCAACUCCCAAAUCUCUCCCAAGGGACACGGAUCGUGGGACUGGGACACUUCACAACUGCCAUACAUCCAAGACGAAUCACAACAACCAAGCCAAAAAGAAAACGCCGCCCAGUGCAGACUGCAGUAGGAUUAUUAAGACACCUAAAACUAUCGCUCCAGCACCUCCAUUUCCCUACUUCCGUUGCUUUUUGCUAUUCGGAGCGCCGCAAAGACGACGACGCAGUUAAAGAGGAGCCGACGCCAACGCUGCCGCCGCAACAAUGACGUUCGACACGCGCAGGCAAACCACCGGACAGCCGGGCACCACCACCAGCAGCACUGCAGCAACCACCACAACGAGUCCGGCACAGACCACGGGAACAGGUGCAGGAACGGGUACGGGCACAGUCACAACAUCGAGUCAGCCAGGCGGAGGAGGAGGCAAUGGUAGCGGCACUGGCAAUGGCGGCCUGGACAGUAGCAGUCAGGAGCAACAGACACCGCCGCAAAAUACGAGCCAGAGCUCGGAUGCCAGUUCGGAUGUGACAGCCUCGUCCUCGGCGAGCAGCGUGGACAGCACCGUCACACUAGUGCCCCCUGAGAAACUGAUUUCCUCAUUCCCCACCACGAAACUAAGAUCGCUAACCCAGAAGAUAUCCAAUCCGCGGUGGGUGGUGCCCGUGCUGCCGGAACAGGAACUGGAGGUGCUUCUCAAUGCAGCUAUUGAGCUGACCCAAGCCGGUGUGGAUCAUGACUGCGAGCCUUGCAUGGAGUUUUACCGCAAUGGACUGAGUACAUCGUUUGCCAAGAUCCUCACCGACGAGGCGGUGAACUCGUGGAAGUAUAACAUCCACCACUGCAUCCUCGUGUCUUGUGGCAAGCUGCUCAACCUGAUAGCAAUACACAUGCAACGCGACAAUCCCUAUCUGCUGGACCUGCUGGCCAUUGUCUUUGAUCCGGAAAACAAGUUCAACACGUUUAAUGCGGCCCGCCAGCCGGAGUGCUUCGCUACGCCGGAUUGCAUUUGGGGACCAUUGGAUAGCAACAAGAUGUACGCCCGGCCGCCACCGGAGCCAAAGAAUGCUAGAGGCUGGCUGGUAGAUCUCAUCAAUCGUUUCGGUCAGCUUGGUGGCUUUGACAAUUUGCUGGAGCGAUUUAACAGUGGUCUGGAGCUGCUGAAGCGCAAUCAAAACAAGUCCUCCGGCACCGCCAAGAGUCUGGAAAGCUGCGGUGAUGGUACUGGUCAGGAUAACCGCCUCACCCUGGCGCUCAUCCACAGCCUGCUCCGACCGUUUGGUCAGUGCUAUGAGCUGCUGACUCCGGCCACCAUCUCCAAGUACUUUAUGCCCAUCUGGAACGUGGUGCUAGAUCUGCUGGACAGCUUCACCGAUGAGGAGCUGAAGCGCGAGGUGAAGCCGGAGGGCCGAAAUGACUACAUCAACGGCAUUGUGAAGUCGGCCCGUUUUCUGGCCAGCCGUCUGACUGGUCAGGAGGAGUUAAUACGCGACCUGGAAAUGUUCCGAUUGAAGAUGAUCCUUCGCCUGCUGCAGGUGUCCAGCUUUAAUGGAAAGAUGAACGCCCUCAACGAGAUCAAUAAGGUGCUGUCUUCGGUGGCCUAUUACUCACAUCGAUCCCAGCCCCUACCCCACUGCAUGCCCGAGGACGAGAUGGACUGGCUGACGGCAGAGCGGAUGGCGCAGUGGAUAAAGUCAUCAGAUGUUUUGGGCAUCGUACUCAAGGACUCGCUGCACCAGCCGCAGUACGUGGAGAAGCUUGAGAAGAUCAUACGCUUUCUGAUCAAGGAGCAGGCGCUGACACUGGACGAUCUGGAUGCCGUUUGGAGAGCCCAGGCCGGAAAGCAUGAGGCAAUUGUGAAGAACGUGCACGACCUGCUGGCCAAGUUGGCCUGGGACUUUACUCCUGAGCAGUUGGACCAUCUCUUCGAGGCGUUCCAGGCCAGCAUGACAACGGCCAAUAAAAGACAGCGGGAAAGGCUCCUGGAGCUCAUUCGUAGGCUGGCUGAGGAUGACAAGAAUGGCGUAAUGGCCCAAAAGGUGCUAAAGCUGUUCUGGACCCUGGCUCACAGCCAGGAGGUGCCGCCAGAGGUGCUUGACCAGGCACUCGGCGCCCACGUCAAGAUCUUGGACUACAGCUGCUCGCAGGAGCGGGAUGCUCAGAAGACUAUUUGGCUGGACAAGUGUGUAGGCGAACUGAAGUCAGGCGAAGGAUGGGUACUGCCUGCCCUGCGACUCAUUCGGGAUAUCUGCUGUCUCUAUGAUACAACGCCGAACCAUGCGCCACGUACCCAAACAGGCACAAAUCGACAGCAGGUGAUAGAGCGGCUGCAAAAUGACUACUCACUUGUCAUACUGGUCACCAAUAGCCUAACGGCUUACAUGGAAAAGGUGCGCCAAAUGGUGGCCGACACACCGGGCCUGGAGGCAGCGACCAUCCUGAUUGACGGAAGGUUCCCGCAUCAGGCGCAAAUUGCUGAGCGACUGGAGUUCCUGAAGUUCCUCCUGAAGGAUGGUCAACUAUGGCUGUGCGCCGAUCAAGCCAAACAAAUCUGGCACUGUCUGGCGGUGAGCGCUGUCUUUCCGGCUGAUCGCGAGGAGUGCUUCCGCUGGUUCGGGAAGCUGAUGGGCGAGGAGCCCGAUCUGGACCCCGGCAUCAACAAGGACUUCUUCGAGAACAAUAUCCUGCAGCUGGAUCCGCACCUGCUCACCGAGAGCGGCAUCAAGUGCUUUGAGCGCUUCUUCAAGGCGGUCAACUCUAAGGAGGAUAAGCUAAAGGCGAUCCACAGGGGCUACAUUCUGGACAACGAAGACCUGAUCGGUAAGGACUACCUGUGGCGAGUGAUUACAACCGGGGGCGAAGAGAUCGCCAGCAAGGCCAUCGAUCUGCUGAAGGAGGUGUCCACCGCUCUGGGGCCACGGCUGCAAGAGAACAUUGGAGAGUUUCAUGAGAUGUUCAUCGGUGAGUGCUGCGCGCGCCUUCGAACGCACUAUGGCAAUAUCGUCAUCCUUGGCAAAACGCAGCUGCAGGAAGAGCUGGAGGCACCUGAUCAGUCGGACAAUGCCAACGACGAGUCUAAGGACUCGAAAAUGCGCUUCAUCGAGGCGGAGAAAAUGUGCCGCAUCCUCAAGGUGCUGCAGGAGUACGUAAAGGAAUGCGACCGCUCAUUUAGCGGCGACCGCGUCCACCUGCCCCUGAGCCGGGUAACGCGUGGCAAGAACACGAGCCUCUACAUCCGGUUCCAGAACCCGGGACGGCCCAUUGACGAUUUGGAGAUCGUGACGCACAGUAACGAGACUAUGGCAGCCUUUAAACGCAGUCUUCUCAAGCGGAUCAAGGGCACCUCCACGACCAAUAUUAAGGUGGAUCUCUUCUACACGAAUGGCGAAAUGAUUGAAGUCUCUGACGAGAUUAACCCGCUCUACCAGUACACCAUUCGCGACAAAAUGAUCCUCACGGCCAAGCUGACGCCCGUUGGCACUGGCCUCGCCAGCAGUCCCGACUCCUCGAGCGACUCGAGCACCGGUUCUCCACCGCGUCCCUGCCCCGACAUGCAGCGCGUUGAGUCCGAGAGCACGCUGCCCGGCGUCAUCAUAUCGCAGAACUACCAGUACACCGAGUUCUUUCUGAAGCUGUACCAGCUGGGCAGCGACCUGGAACACGGCCGUCUGCGCGAGAGUGCGAAGAUUUUGCUGCACCUGCUCCCCUGCGACCGCCAGACGAUGCGCCAGCUGCAAUUGAUGUGCAAAGUACCCAAGGCGGCGAUAACAGUUGCGGGAGCACCCAAGGAGGACGGAGAAAAACUGAACUCAAUUGAGCAACCGGCAGCCAGUGAGGCUGAGGAGGAGAAUAGCUGCACGCCCGAACAGAUGUUUCUGCACCCGACGCCCGCCCAAGUGCUAUACAAUUUGAGUGUGCUGCACGGACUGCUGAUACCCGCCUUGGAGCCACUUGGUGAACCGGCUCUGCAGGUGCAGUCGGCCUGGAUGCAUUCGGGCUGCGCGCACUUUGUGCUGGAGCUGCUCACAAAGAAUAAUUUCCUUCCAAACGCCGAUAUGCAUACGAAGCGCGCAUCCUUUCAGUGCGUGCUGAGGCUGGCCAAAUUGUUCCUCUACAUUGUGGGCAGUGUGCUGUCGCGCGUUGGUGACGAACCGCUGAUAUGUGACCUGGAUAACGGAGCCCGCUCCCAGGUGGACAUCCUGAAGCAGAACUUUUCGACGAUGCCGAACAGUUCACAGGGCACGCUGCGUGCAAUUUCCGCCAAGCUGGCCGUGAUACUUGCUCGUGAGAUGCUUUCUGCCACCCAGGAGGGCGACCGCUGCCGCACCCUUUUCAGCUCGAUGUUGCAGUGGUCUUGCCCGGACAUCUCCACCAUCAAGGCGGUGGUGCAGCUGGCCUGGGCCUCGUCCUGCGGAAACCUGCAGGCCCUGGGUAGCAGCAGCAGCAGCAGCGGCGACGGCUUUGAGGACGAUGUGAUUGUGCCGGACGGCCAGGACUUUAGCAUGUGCAAGGAGGCGCUCGAGGUGCUGACCAUCUCAUUCAUCCUGAAUCCUAGUGCCAAUGAGGCGUUAAGCAGCGAUGCCAACUGGCCCAAGUUCAUCACCUCCAUUGUGCUAAAGAACCCGUAUCGCCAUGUGCGGCAGGUGGCGUCGGAGCAGCUGUUCUUGGCGUCCACCUACUGCGCCGGCGAUCGACGUCCGUUCGUCUACAUGGUCAACCUUUUGGUGGGUGCCCUAAAGACGCUGGUUCCCCAGUACGAGGCCACUUGCUCUGAGUUCUUCUCGGUCCUUUGCCGCACGCUGUCCUACGGAUGCAUCUACAACUGGCCGCUCCAGAUUGGCGAGGGGCUGCUGGGCGAUGAGAUCAAGUGGCUGCAGCGUAUUCGGGAAAAUGUCCGCGCCACCGGAGACACUCAGGUGCACGAGGAGCUCCUCGAGGGCCACCUCUGCUUGGCCAAGGAGCUGAUGUUCUUCCUCGUACCCGACUCAAAGGCCCAGUUCAACGAGCUCAUCCACGAGCUGAUCGACGACUUCCUCUUCACGGCCUCGCGCGAGUUCCUGCAUUUAAGGCGGCAAGGCAGCCUCCGGCAGGACACUGUCCCGCCGCCAGUCUGCCGCAGUCCGCACACCAUUGCCGCUGCCUGCGAUCUCCUCAUUGCCCUGUGCCAGCUGUGUGUUCCUAAUAUGAAGCUACUCACCAAUACACUAAUCGACUUUGUCUGCACGGACACAGAUCCGUUGCGGGAAUGGGAUUACUUGCCACCCGUUGGAGCCAGGCCAAUUAAAGGUUUCUGUGGCCUGAAAAACGCCGGGGCCACCUGCUAUAUGAACUCGGUGCUGCAGCAACUGUACAUGGUGCCGGCGGUCCGGGUUGGUAUUCUGCGUGCUCAUGGUGCCGCCACCACCGAUGGCGAGGAUUUCAGCGGCGACUCGGAUUUGACGGGCGGUGGCGGUCUGGGACCAGCGGCCCUCUUCUCCGGACCCGCCUCUGCCCUAGUCUCCUUCUCCUCGUCGUCUUCGGGUGCGGGAUCCGACGAUGGGUCGCAGGAUGUGCGCAAGAACUACCAUGUGGUGAUCCUGAAGCAUGUCCAGGCCAUUUUUGCCCACCUGGGUCACAGUGCUCUUCAGUUCUAUGUACCGCGGGGUCUCUGGACACAUUUCAAGCUGCAAGGUGAGCCGGUGAAUCUACGCGAGCAACAGGAUGCCGUGGAGUUCUUUAUGUCACUGUUCGAGAGCCUCGACGAGGGUCUGAAAGCGCUGGGUCAGCCGCAGCUGAUGAACGCCACGCUGGGCGGCUCCUUCAGCGAUCAGAAGAUCUGCCAAGAGUGCCCCCAUCGCUACUCCAAAGAGGAACCAUUUAGUGUAUUUAGUGUCGAUAUUAGGAAUCAUAGCUCAUUAACCGAAUCUCUGGAGCAGUAUGUCAAGGGGGAGCUGCUCGAGGGAGCCGAUGCCUACCAUUGUGAUAAAUGUGAUAAAAAAGUAGUUACCGUUAAGCGGCUCUGCGUGAAGAAGCUGCCGCCCGUGUUAGCCAUACAACUGAAGCGCUUCGAAUACGACUACGAGCGCGUCUGUGCGAUUAAAUUUAAUGAUUAUUUUGAAUUUCCUCGUAUCCUGGAUAUGGAGCCCUAUACUGUGUCUGGCCUAGCCAAGCUAGAGGGCGAGGUGGUCGAGGUGGGUGAUAAUUGUCAAACAAACAGCGUUGAAACAACCAAGUACGAACUGACCGGCAUUGUGGUGCACAGUGGGCAGGCCUCCGGGGGUCAUUACUUCAGCUACAUACUCUCCAAAAAUCCUGCUAACGGCAAGUGUCAGUGGUACAAGUUUGACGACGGCGAGGUCACCGAAUGCAAGAUGCACGAGGACGAGGAAAUGAAGGCCCAGUGCUUUGGCGGCGACUACAUGGGCGAGAUCUACGACAACAACCUGAAACGGAUGCAGUAUCGUCGUCAGAAGCGUUGGUGGAACGCCUACAUGCUGUUCUACACCCGCUGUGACCAGACGCCAGUGCAGUACGAGCCCAGUGUGGAGCAGUUGUCGCUCACCGAGAGUCGCAACAUGGUCCUGCCUCUGCCCAAGCCCAUUGAGCGCAGCGUGCGGCACCAAAACAUUCGGUUUCUGCAUUCGCGUAGCAUUUUCUCUGUAGAGUUCUUCAACUUUAUCAAGAAGCUGGUCAGCUGCAAUAUCCCCUCUGCACGGAGCGAUAAGAUUACACCUGCCGCAGAGGAGCUAUCGUUGCUGGGUGUGCAGUUAGCAUCGCAGUUCCUCUUCCACACUGGUUUCCGUACGAAGAAGUCGCUACGCGGCCCUGUCAUCGAAUGGUACGACACGCUCUCACAUCACAUACGUUCCUCGGCGCUGGUGCGCAAGUGGUUUGCAAACAAUGCGCUCCUUUCGCCGCCAUCACGCCUAGGCGAGUACAUCCUAAUGGCUCCAUCGCCAGAGGUGCGCACUGUAUUCGUUAAGCUGGUGGUCUUCUUCUGUCAUUUCGCCAUCAACGAUGAACCCUUAGCCGGCUACGACGGCGCCAAUUUGUGUGAGCAGGUGCUUAUCAGCGUACUCCGCCUGCUUAAAUCGGAGGCAGCCGACUAUGGCAAGCAUCUGCCCCACUACUUUAGUCUCUUCAGCAUGUACGUGGGACUGGGCACUCGCGAGAAACAACAGUUGCUAAGGCUCAACGUGCCGCUGCAGUUUAUCCAAGUGGCACUGGAUGACGGCCCUGGGCCUACCAUCAAGUACCAGUAUCCGGAGUUUAGCAAACUGCACCAGGUAGUCUCCCAUCUGGUGCGCUGCAGUGACGUGAGCGAGAAGUGCCAGAGCUCCAAUCAGAAUGCCCGCCCGAUGCCUAAUCCAUUCAAAGAUGCCACAGUGCCGCACGAGGACCUGAAGCCUCUGUCCUCCGAAUGUAUGGAUCUGCUCUUUACUCGCACCGGGUACAUCAAGAAGGUGAUCGAGGACACCAAUGUGGGCGACGAGGGAUUGAAGCUGCUGCAGUACUGUAGCUGGGAAAAUCCGCACUUUUCGCGGGGCGUGCUCACCGAGCUGCUAUGGCAAUGCGGAUUCGCCUACUGCCACGACAUGCGCCACCACACAGACCUGUUGCUGAACAUCCUGCUGAUCGAUGACUCAUGGCAGCACCACCGUAUCCACAAUGCCCUCAACGGAGUGGCGGAGGAGCGUGAGGGCCUGCUGGACACGAUACAGCGGGCGAAGACUCACUACCAGAAGAGGGCGUACCAGAUCAUUAAGUGCCUGACGCAGCUGUUCCACAAGUCGCCGAUUGCCCUGCAGAUGCUCAAUACAAAUCCGACCAUCAGCCGGCAAUGGAGUAUUGCCGUCGAAUGGCUGCAGGACGAGCUUGAGCGUCAACGGGGCAUAGGCUGCCAGUACAACUCAUACUCAUGGUCACCGCCGGCGCAGAGCAACGACAACACCAAUGGGUACAUGCUGGAGCGCUCGCAGUCAGCGAAAAACACAUGGACCAUGGCCUAUGAGCUCUGCCCUGAUGAAAGCAGCGAAAAAACGGAUCAGGACGAGAAUAACGAGUCCGAUUUGGAGUCCAACCUGGAGGAGAAUAAGGCGGCAGGUGCGCAAGAGGUAAGCGCUGGUGGCACGGAGCAGCCAGCGGACAACAAGACCACCACCACCAGCAGUCCGUCGACAGGCGCCUGGCCGGCUCGUGUGGAUACCAAUGCCAUUCCCCGACUGUCACGGCAGCUUUUUGGGGCAUACACAUCGACCGGUAACAGUCCUGGAGGUAGUGGCGGCGUCACAGCCGCUACGACAACAACGGGCAGUGGCGCCAACAGCGAGACAGAGAGCAGUGCCCAGGAAACGGCAGGAGAGACGAGCAUAAACGGACUGACGAAUAGUCUGGACCAGAUGGAGAUAACGACCAAAAAGAAGCAACGCAGGAUAUUGAGAAGAAGGCUAGUGGAAAGUAAGGACGAGGAGGACACGACGGGCGAAAGCACAGAGGUUAACGCGGAGGAGGUCACAGCGGCGACAACAACUGCCACAGUAACACCAACGACGGCAACAUUAACACCCAUUACAACGGAAACAGAGAAAAACUUAAUUUAAGUCGACAGAAACAAAAACAGAAAAGAAACCACAAACAAAAGGUUCUUUGCAAUAAAAAAAUGUAAUCGCAAAUUAACAAAGCAGAGAGAAGGAAAGAGAGGAGCAGCAACAACUUAUGAUGAACAUCCAUAUAGCGUUAAGUGAACCAAAGCAGCCUGACAAUGAGAACGGUGUGGACAACAAGAGGUGUUUUACUAUGCUAGUAGUGGGGCUCCCGCCGUCGUAAACGAGACUUAAUGGGUUAAUAUGCGAUCCUGCGUAGAUAUUAACAAAUGGAGACCAUCUGGGAGCGGUACUAGAGUCAUGAGUCACCAGUCAAGUUGAGGAGCAGCAGGAGAGUAUGUACCAGCAAAGGUGUUUAGUAGUUAUCGAACUUUAUAAUUACCUUAACAAGAUACAUAGAACAGAUACACAGACAACCCACAAAACACACUUGAAACAAAGAGAAACACACUCAUAAAUACUAAGAUGCGUUAAGUUGCACGUUUACAGUACCAUAUAAUUGUAUUUAUAUAGUAUAUAAAUGAUGUAUUACGUAUUGAAGCCGAGCAACAUUAACUAAUACUAACCGAAAAAAAUAAACUAAAAAAAAACAAAUAGCAAAAAAAUUAAUUAAAAAAAAAAGAAAUCAAAACGACAUGAGAACAUAUAGAUGCAGGGGUCCCACAGAAUUAGCUGGACAUGUGAAAUCCACUUCGAUUGUGCCAAGAAAUAUGGACAUUCUACUCGGCGCUUUUUGAAUAGGUCUCAAAUCUCUUGCGAUUUCUGUGACACCCCUGAUAGAUACGAUAUACUAGGAAAACUAAUCGAAACGAAAAUCGGCUGAAUGUAAGAAUUAGGGCAAAAGAAACCAAAUUGCAUCUUCAGUACUCGGUACACUCGCCUGAAAACUGAAAAUUGAAAACCGAAACUGAAACUGUUUCCAUAAUCAUAUUUGAACAUCGUAAAACAAGUUAAUGGGAUGCUAAAUCAAAACGAAAACGAAGCAAAAACAUAAACAAAUGCAGUAUAAACUCAAGAGCAAACUGGACUAAAGCAACACGAGAGCAUAAAAGAGAGAAACUUGAUUAUGUUUAUACUAAGUAUACAUAUAUAUAUAUAUUUUUAAUUGAAUUAGUGUUUUGUAUUAAGUGAAAUUUGUUAAACAUUUAUUAAAUUAUUAUGUUUUAAGUUGCUAAUAUAAUAAAAGCGAAUUGUAAGCAUUCUCUCGGUUGCCGUUUCCGUUUACCACAUCCGAAGUCACACUCAUAAGCCGCAAAAUUAUGUACGAAACUCAAUUUUAAUUUAUGUAUCCAUGAUGAUCAAUUCAAAAUGAUAAAUCACAUUUUGGAAAUGUGUGCGCGUGUUCGAGAAAAACUGAAUAAAUCUUAUACAUCCAUUAAAAUUCAACAACUGAAAACGAAAAAACAACUUUUGUUUCGUGUAUUCAACCAUCAUUCCUUCAGCCUGCUUUUUGAAAGUCAACAUGUUAAACAUUUUUAAUGCCAUAAAGGGACAAAAGACAACAUAAUUAUUCCAUUAAAUGGACAGGUUUACGCUUAACUCUAAUAAAUGCACUUGGUUAUCCCUGG